CCGCUCGGCAUUUGUUCUUUUCUCUCGUGUGCUCACUGUCACGGCGAGCUGAGGCAGAGGGCGGCGGGUGAUGAACCGAUUAGAGAGCUCGCCGCUGCGGCUUUGAGUCGUCACACAAUGGACAACAAAUAGUGUCCCGGAGACAGGGAGCAGGCGCUGAUGCUUUCAGGAGCACCGGACAGCUCCGCGGCUCUUUUUCCUGCCCGUGUGCUUUUCAUGUGGUCAGCACCUCCGUCCUCAACAUCAGCAGCACACGAGUGAGAAUGGACAGAACCCUGUCCCCGUGGAACUCCACCCACUCUGCUCCUCUGCAGAACAACUCCACCUUCUACCUGCUCAACGCGUCCCCUUCCCCCUCUCCUCCGCCCUGGAAGGCGCCCUCCUUCACCGUGGCCGCGGGCUGCCGCGUGGCCGCCACGCUGGUGCUGUUCAUCUUCGCCGCUGUCAGUAACCUCUCCGUCCUCGUCAGCAUAUGUUGGGGGCGGGGCUAUCGCCUGGCGGCCCACCUCCGCCCGCUCAUCGCCAGCCUGGCCUCGGCGGAUCUGAUGAUGACGUUCGUGGUGAUGCCCCUGGACGCCAUCUGGAACAUCACGGUGCAGUGGUACGCGGGCGAUGUCAUGUGUAAGCUCAUGUGCUUCCUCAAGCUCUUUGCCAUGCACUCGGCCGCGUUCAUUCUGAUGGUGGUGAGUCUGGACCGGUACUGGGCCAUCCUUCACCCUCUGGACUCCUUAGAUGCCGGACUCAGGAACAGACGCAUGCUGGCGGUGGCUUGGACUCUGAGCGUGCUGGUGGCCUCUCCACAGCUGUUCAUCUUUCGAACCAUUAAGGCUGACGGCGUGGACUUCACCCAGUGUGUGACCCACGGAAGUUUCCAGCACCGCUGGCAGGAGACUGCAUACAACAUGUUUCACUUUCUGACCCUGUAUGUGUUUCCCCUGCUUGUCGUGACGUUUUGCUACACUCGCAUCUUCACCAAGAUCAAUGCGCAGAUGCUCAAGAGAAAAGACGGUGAGCAUUGCCUCAGACGCAGUGGCACGGACAUGAUUCCCAAAGCGAGGAUGAAGACCCUUAAGAUGACCAUCGUGAUAGUGAGCUCCUUCGUCAUCUGCUGGACGCCUUACUACCUUCUGGGGAUCUGGUACUGGUUCCAGCCCUCAAUUGUCCAGUACACACCCGAGUACGUUCACCACAUACUGUUCUUCUUUGGCAACCUGAACACGUGCUGCAACCCCGUCAUCUAUGGCUUCUACACGUCGUCCUUCCGCGCCGACCUCGCCGACGUGGUCGCGUUCUGCCGCGGUCGCCGCGGCCAGAACGCCUCGCCUCACUCGGUGGACGGUCUGUCUGCGCGGAGGGCUGGAGCUCCCGGGGAGAUGGAGUCUGAUCUGAGCUCCAACCAGCACAGUGGAAAUCCAUGUUAAUCAGAGACACCAGCGUUCGCAGCAUCGGAUGUUGAAAAAUGCUGCGGGUACUUUAUCUAGAUACGUCGACGUUUAAAAUCUAAAAGGCUAACGAGCUACUUCCCGGGUUAUCAGCAACAAUAACAAUAACCGUCAACUGUCAAACCCUACACGGCAAUGCAACAACUGGGUUCAAGACUUCGCUACGCCAGUAGUCAUCUGUUGCGUUCCAUAAACGGCAUCGCCUAUGUCUCCUGAUUGGUUGGUUUGUUUUCGUGUGACAUCACGCGUUAGGAGCAUGUCACGUCAUGCGUUUAUGUGGCUGCUUCCCUGUGCCCUCUUGACAGCUGCUGGACAACGCAGUUGGAGCCUCAGCUGGGCCUAACGCUAGCGCUAGCUCUUUUGAGUCAGCAGAAAUAAAUCGCAGAUCCUUAUUUAUUUAUUUAUUUGUUUUACUACAAAAACAGCCUAAGUCAGGGGUGUCAAACGCAUUUUGGUUCAGAGGUCGCAUACAACCUAAUUAGAUGUG
Molecule: messenger RNA, 1929 nt
Organism: Cynoglossus semilaevis (tongue sole)
Lineage: Eukaryota; Metazoa; Chordata; Actinopteri; Pleuronectiformes; Cynoglossidae
Gene: gnrhr1
Product: gonadotropin releasing hormone receptor 1
Exons: 4
Coding region: 264-1421 (385 amino acids)
Biological process (GO): G protein-coupled receptor signaling pathway; cellular response to hormone stimulus
Cellular component (GO): plasma membrane
Molecular function (GO): G protein-coupled receptor activity; peptide binding; protein-hormone receptor activity
Source: RefSeq, a predicted model, not a curated record